AUGACACAAGAAUUUAUUGAUAAAGUAUCUUCGUAUCUGACGCCUGAUGUAGACAUUGCACCUAUUUCGCAAGGUGCAGAAGCCAUUGUUUUUUCAACGACUACUCACCCAUAUGUCCCAAAAGCAAAGGAUCCUCACCAAAAAUACAUCAUUAAAUAUAGGCCACCAAAGCGUUAUAGACACCCACAAAUAGACCAGGCGCUAACAAAACAUCGUACGUUGAACGAAUCACGUUUGUUGGCCAAAUUAUACUUAAUCCCAGGACUAUGCGUCCCUCAACUAAUAGCGUGUGAUCCAUACAAUGGGUUUAUUUGGUUAGAGUUUCUUGGAGAAGAUCUUCCUGGAGGGCACGGUUUUAGUAAUUUAAAGAACUUUCUGUGGAUGCACGAUCAAGAUCCAUAUAGUGAUCUUGUCGCAACUACACUACGCAAGGUGGGGCGCCAAAUUGGGCUGCUGCAUUGGAAUGACUACUGUCACGGUGAUUUGACGAGCUCUAACAUUGUUCUCGUGCGAGAUGGUGCCAGGUGGACGCCUCAUCUGAUUGAUUUUGGUCUGGGCUCAGUUUCAAAUCUGGUUGAAGAUAAAGGUGUUGAUUUAUACGUGUUGGAGAGAGCUAUCCUAAGUACACAUUCAAAGCAUGCUGAAAAGUACAAUGUUUGGAUCAUGGAGGGGUUCGAAGAGGUCUAUCAUGAACAAGGUGCGAAAGGUGCCAAGAAACUGAAAGAAGUUACCAAAAGAUUCCAAGAGGUCAGGUUGCGUGGUCGCAAGAGAAGUAUGCUGGGAUAA
This is a messenger RNA of Saccharomyces paradoxus, 786 nucleotides long. It is a transcript of the gene BUD32, whose product is annotated as serine/threonine protein kinase BUD32. The coding region runs from base 1 to 786 and encodes 261 amino acids. Gene Ontology annotation, cellular component: EKC/KEOPS complex; cytosol; nucleus. Lineage: Eukaryota; Fungi; Ascomycota; Saccharomycetes; Saccharomycetales; Saccharomycetaceae. Gene Ontology annotation, biological process: protein phosphorylation. The record is from RefSeq and is a predicted model, not a curated record. The transcript has a single exon. Gene Ontology annotation, molecular function: protein serine/threonine kinase activity; ATP binding.